Molecule: messenger RNA, 1207 nt
Organism: Corticium candelabrum
Lineage: Eukaryota; Metazoa; Porifera; Homoscleromorpha; Homosclerophorida; Plakinidae
Product: arylamine N-acetyltransferase, pineal gland isozyme NAT-3-like
Exons: 1
Coding region: 73-879 (268 amino acids)
Molecular function (GO): acetyltransferase activity
Source: RefSeq, a predicted model, not a curated record
GAUAAGAGUUACGUCGAGGGACAGAUUGUUUGUCUUCUUGCUUGAACAGCUAGCUUACGUGAGCAAAAGGAUAUGAACAUUGAUUCUUAUCUUCAGCGCAUUUCCUAUCAUGGUAGCAGACUUCCUACCAUGGAGACCCUGCAACGUUUGUCUCUAGCUCACAAUCUAUCAGUUCCGUUCGAGAAUUUUAGCAUUAUCGCUAAAGAAAGCAUAAAACUUGACGAAGAACUGAUCUACGACAAGAUCGUCAAUAGACGACGAGGUGGAUUCUGCUAUGAGCUCAAUGGCCUCUUUCAAUGGCUUCUGAAGAGUCUAGGAUAUGAUGUUAUUUUACUAGCAGCAAGAAUUUUAGAUCCUCAUACCAAGGAGCUUGGUCCAGAGUUUGAUCACAUGGUCUUGUCUGUGGGUAUUCCAGAUGGUCGGGAUGAACGUUAUCUGGUUGAUGUUGGGUUUCCCUUUUGUGGUGGUUGCCCCAUACUGAUCAUGGAUGGCACUAUGGAGAGGCUGGGUGAUGUGGACAUUCGACUGAGACUUGAAUCAUCGGAUACUUGGUGGUUGGAGACGAAAAAGCUAGUGUCAUCGUCAGAGUGCAGUUGGAGCUUUCAAUUUACUUUACAACCACAACAAUUGUCUGAUUAUAUGAGCACAUGUUUGUAUCAUCAGACGGAUCCUGAGGCUCCUCUUACUCAGAGCCGUCUAGCUGCAAUUCGUUUAGAAGAUGGUGGAAGAACAAUAUUUACAGACAAGGGUGAGAAAGGUCCACAAAUUGUGGAGACCAAAUGGAAUCAUACCAAAAAUCAGUUUGUCAAAACAGAAACACUUCUAGAAGAACGUCAGGUGACUGAAGUACUGAAACGUCAGUUUGGGUUAGAUUUCUAGUUGCAAUUUUGAGCUAAUCUUUACUGAUAUAUUUGAUUUAGUGGCACCGAUUAGAUUAGUGGAUAGGGUGUAUUUUAUUCUUUUUAAAACUACUAUUAUAUAUGGUGUAUUCCACUUUUUUAAACUGUUAUUAUAUAGGGUUUACUCUACUCUUUUUUUAAACUAUUAUUUUAUAGGAUGUAUUUUACUCUUUUUUAAAACUACAUUUUAGUGCUACCUUUUAGUCAAGUGUCAGUAUUUGUUUUUUCUAGUGGUUUGUAGUUUCCCAUGUCUAUCUUAGAUUCUAUGCCUUUCUUCUACAUGAGAUGAGGGUGGGAAAAUAGAAGAA